Molecule: messenger RNA, 7235 nt
Organism: Pangasianodon hypophthalmus (striped catfish)
Lineage: Eukaryota; Metazoa; Chordata; Actinopteri; Siluriformes; Pangasiidae
Gene: slmapa
Product: sarcolemma associated protein a
Exons: 24
Coding region: 1251-3812 (853 amino acids)
Biological process (GO): protein localization to plasma membrane; regulation of voltage-gated sodium channel activity; regulation of membrane depolarization during cardiac muscle cell action potential
Molecular function (GO): protein binding
Source: RefSeq, a predicted model, not a curated record
UGGCCGGUUUGUGUGUGUUUUCAUUCCAGUAUGGCGGCGCUUGUUGCGGAGGAGGACAACUUACUUUAAAAUUGUCCGUCAUAUAACUCGGAUGGUUUGGAGCACUUUAUUUACUUUGUUUUGAUCUUCAUUUGGACCGGGGGGACCUGGGUGAAAACCCGUAGACUAACCCGAGUUUUGUGGAAAAAAGAGGAGAAUUAAAAACAGAAACGCUGCUGCUGCUGCGACGGAGAGUCGACUCCGAGUCUAUUAGCACAGGUUGCUAAGCUAGCGCUAAAGCCGUAACGCGGCUAGCUAACGGGCUACGCGGCUUCGCAUUCGAGUGAGUAUCUCAAGGAGAAAGUUCAUGACUUGUAGUUUAACGAAUGGGAUAACACAGUAGGUACGUUAUUUAGGAAUUUGGGAUUAUAGAACAGACUCGUUAAAGCUGAACUUUACUACCUCGCGAGCUCUGUUAGCUCUGUUUCUCCAAGUUACUCUGCAGGCAGCUAAGCUACUUCCAGACGCCGUAGUUGUGCUAGCGCGCUCGUGCACUUAGCUAGCUAACAUGCCGACCAAACACUUCAUUCUGUAUGUGUGGCCUGGUUGAGCGUUAAAUCCUGUUAGCCGUGAUAGAUUAUGUUUAGAGGCAGGUGUAUGUUUUGUAUCAGAGCAGAGUUCAGCCUAAGCUAAGCUGGGUUCAUCUUGUGUCUUGAGAUAGUAACCUCAUUUGGCCUUAAACCAUAUUUGUGAAUCAUUUUGACUGGAAACAACGCGAACCGAUUCGUGAACCGAGCCAACAGGUUACCAAGCGCGAGACAUCUCACAUUUUAUAGGCUAUCAGAUUGUUUUUAGGAGUUAAUGUUCAGAUUUUUGAUGAAGCAAGGGUUGUGUGUAAGGAUCGUGGUUCUUGCCCUGAGUUGUAAGUUAGAGUAACAUUUCCAUGCUUAAAGGCGAUGCAAAGUUUGGAGCUGCAGUCCUUGGAUUUCGUUUGACAUCAUGGUGGAUUUGGAAGUCGGGAUUGUAAGAAGAAGAAGGAGGCUCGUAGAGGACAUUAUGUAGUCGGAUUAUUUGGAAACGCAGCCUGUUUUUCUGCACCGUUUUUUUGUAGUAUACGAUGCACAUUUAUCUGGGAUCCGCGAGCAAAACGCGACGUCGGCUCCUUUAUUUUUAAAAAAAAAAUAGACAGGAAAAUCAGAAGGUGUGUCACUCUGGAUCAAGAAGCCCUGCCUUUCUCCUCUGGUUGGAGUAGUACACUCAAGCCGUCAUCAAUGCCUUCGGCGCUGGCCGUGUUCACCUGCCGCCCGAACUCGCACCCGUUUCAGGAGCGCCACGUCUACCUGGACGAGCCGGUGAAGAUCGGGCGCUCGGUCGCGCGCUGCCGCCCGGCCCAGAACAACGCCACCUUCGACUGCAAGGUGCUCUCCAGGAACCAUGCCCUCGUCUGGUUCGACCACAAGACAGGCAAGUUUUAUCUCCAGGACACCAAGAGCAGCAAUGGCACCUUCAUCAACAGCCAGCGCCUGAGCCGGGGCUCUGAGGAAAGUCCCCCGUGUGAGUUGCUCUCCGGUGACAUCAUCCAGUUUGGGGUAGAUGUGACGGAGAACACGCGCAAAGUCACUCAUGGCUGCAUAGUGUCGUCCAUCAAACUCUUCCUUCCAGAUGGCAUGGAAGCUCGACGGCGAUCAGAUGUCAUUCAAGCACCACUACCACUACCUGUUGAUAAGGUUGCCGCAAAUACGCCCAGUAUGUACUCUCAGGAACUGUUUCAGCUGUCCCAGUACCUGCAGGAGGCCUUACACAGGGAGCAGAUGCUGGAGCAGAAGUUAGCCACGCUGCAGAGGCUCCUGGCCAGCACACAGGAGGCCUCUAUGAGCAGCUGGCAGGCUUUAAUUGACGAAGACCGGUUACUCUCAAGAUUGGAGGUGAUGGGGAACCAGUUGCAGGCAUAUUCAAAAAACCAAACGGAGGAUGGCAUCCGAAAGGAGCUUGUAGCCUUAACGGAGGACAAACUCAAUUACGAGACUACAGCCAAAGAGACGCUGAAGCGGGUCCUUGAGGAGAAAAUCGAGGUGUCUAGGAAGCUGUCCGAAGUGGAGCGGACUCUCAGUAACACAGAAGAUGAAUGUACGCACCUGAAGGAGAUGAACGAGCGAACUCAGGAAGAGCUGAGAGAGCUGGCCAACAAGUACAAUGGAGCUGUGAACGAGAUUAAAGAUCUCACUGACAAGAUCAAGCUGGCUGAAGGCAAGCAGGAAGAGCUCACACAGAAAGGCCAGAACGAAAAGAAAGAGCUGCAGCUGCGAAUCGAGGAGAUGGAAGAGAAAGAGCAAGCACUUCAAGCUCGCAUCGAGGCACUACAGGCAGACAACGACUUCACCAACGAGAGGCUCACAGCUCUUCAAGUCCGGUUAGAGCAACUACAGGAGAAAAGCAUAAAGGAAAACAACAGUUUAGACCACUUUCUUUUAAAGAGUGGAGGGGACUGCACUUUAAUCCAACAGUUCAUUGAGUGCCAGCCCGUGAAGCAGCUGAAAGGAGCCGUGGAUUCGUCCAUUCACAAACUGUCAAACUUUGACGAGGUUAUAGAUGCACAUCUUCAGAAUAACCAAACGGAUGACAACAUUUUCACCAGUCCAGAGAAACUAAAAGUGGUGUCUUCCAACCUGCCCACAGAAAAUCAGAUAGAUGCUAAAGAGUCUGAUAUGUCAGACACACUGAGCCCCAGCAAGGACAAAAGCAGUGACGAUACUUCAGACGGACAAAUGGAUGAACAGGAGCUGAAUGAACCACAAAACAGGGUUGCCCUGAUUAAAGAUGAGCUGCAAAGGGCCAACCUGGAGCCUGGAGACACAGAGCAGGUCAUCCACCAGUUGCAUAGCGAGCUACUAGAGGCGCAGGAGCUCGCCAACACUGGCAAGCAGAAAUGUCUUGAGCUACAAGCUCUGCUUGAAGAGGAAAGGAGAACCAACAGGCAGCAGACUGAAGAAUCAUCUAAACAGAUCCAGUACCUGCAGAACCAGCUCGCCAAGCUGCAGUCAGACAUGGAGGCCCUGCGCGAGCAGAGAGAGAACACCAUCUCCAACACACGGGAGGAACUCUACAGUGCCCAGGAGGAGGUGCUUGUGCUCCGCCAUGCCAUGGAGGUGGCCACGGCCGAGAGGGAGCGUGACAUCGCCGCCCUGCAGGCAGACCUCACCGCUGUCACGGCUGAACUCGACAAGUGGAGAAAAGCGGCGACCAACUAUGAGCUGGAGAUCAGCGCACUGCAGGAGAACUUCAAGCUGCAGAGCCAGCACCAGGAGCGAACCUUGCAGCUACAAGGUGAGCUAGAGAAGUUGCAGUCCGAGUGCUCGUCCCUGCAUAGAGAGUGUGAGUCUCUGCGCUCGGAGAAAGUAACUCUGCUGGAGAAACUGCACAGGCUUGAGGUGGAGCUGAGCAGCUCCAGAGAGCAGAGUGCCACUCUGAGCAGCAGCCUGAAUGCGCUGGAGAAGAGCCAGGGAGACCUGGAGAACAAACUGGGUUCCAUGCAGGACCAGCACCAGCAGGACGCCAGCAGGCUGAAGGUGGAGCUCACCCAGGCCGAGAACCGCACCAAGAGCCUGCAGAAAGAGUAUGAGGACACUCAGAGCCAGCUGUCAGACCUGAGGCAGAGGUAUGAGCAGACAGAGCAGGAGAAGCGCUCCAUUAAUGAUGAGCUGGAGCAGUGCAAGGUCAAUCUGAAGCUGCUGCAGGAGCAGGGCAAGAACCCAUCCAUAUUGCAGCCUGUCCAAGCCAUUUUCAUCGGCCUUAUCCUGGCUUUGCUGUAUUGGUGCUUCGGCCAAAUGUGGUAGAAAGAGUGGUUGGAUGCCCUGGAUGCCGGUGGUCGCCGUGAUGGUCGCCGUGACGGCAGUGGUGCUGUAUCCCAGCCUAUCGAAGAGCUCCUCCUGAGGCAGAUAACCAAUCACAACACAGCAUGGCUCACUCUGUCACCCCUAUGUCAUGUUUUAAUCCCGAGGUCAGGCCUAUUCCAGACUCAUUACCUCCGAAUGUGAGAACGCAGCUCCAGGGUGUCCAGCGUGACUGUAUAAAGUACAAAUGUACAUAUUAUAGAAAAAGAGGGGGUAUAAAUGGUCUAACUUCUGUUAUAGAUGAAAUAAAUAUAUAUGCUUUUUUCAGUUAGAUGGGAAUCUUGAUAAUUAAAGUGGCCUAAACUAGGCUUUUUUUUCUCUUCCUCAUGGGUACCAAACGUUUUCUGUUCACAUUUUUGUGUGGUUUGCCAUGUUAGAUGUUAAUGUGGUAUUCCGAAUAGAUGCAAAGCCGAAUUAUAAUCUUAAAAGAUUGGGCACAAAGAGGUGAAGUGCCUGAUUUAACUACUACUAGAUACAUGUAACACACACACACACACACACACACUCUUGUCCUCAGUGAAGUGCCACUCAUGCUCCACUAAUGCGGUGUUUCAUUCGGUUGAAAUGUCUGGAAAUCGUUCAGUCCUGUGUGCUGUGAUUGUGAAUUCCAACCGACCUGUUACACCAACGAGCAGCACAGUAAGGUCAUUGUACUCUAGUAUAGUUUUCUUUGUAUCGUGUACUUUAAAAGGAAAUAUUCUUGUGAGAGACACUACAGGACUUUUCUAAUUCAAAUUCCUUGAGAUGUAGAGACUCAUUGUCAGUGUGAGGUGGUGAAGAACAUUGACUUGGGUGUAUUGUAGCUUUUAAGAACACACUGUCCUGCCGUUGGGAUUUGGUGGGACACGCUCUCUCCGUUUUGAAGAUUCAGGCUCGUCACUGAGCGCUGCAGUUCCUUGAUAUACAUAUACAGACUGUUUUUCAGUACCUCCUGAACCAGGCCCUGGGAUCUCGCUGCCUUAUCUGUAACAUGGAGAUCUAGCUCUUGUUUUAGGACGAAUUGGUAAAGUCUUUAAAAAAAUAAGUGCUAAAUUGUGGGGUUUUUGCAUUGUUUAAAUGUCUACUUAACUGAAGCACAGUAAUGUGGAGUGGAUUUCUUUAUGGUGUAAUUAACGGGUUAAUGGGAAUAAAUAAAUGGUCAAACUUGGAGUUGGAAUUGAGCAGUGUAUGUGCUGGAGAGAAAUAAUCCAAUGAUUUAUAUGGUGUUGGUUCACAUUUUGUCUGCUGCGCUGUAAAUAAACUCUCGGUCAUGGAGCAAAUGGCCUAAUGUUCCACCUUGUCAAUAAAUGUCCUUCUAUUUUAUUUUAUUUUAUUUGAAUUGCAAAGCUAAAUAAAAACAUCUAUGGGAAUUUAAAAAAAAAAAUGCAAAGCAUGGUGUAGCACAGAGAGGUUCACUCUGAAAGUUCCCCAAAGCAUCAAAGGUCAUCUCUGAGCACUGCGUCUUUGAGAACUUUUUUUUUUUUCCUAAAAGUUUAGUAUCAGACUUUAAAAGCUCUUCCAUCACACACAUCUAAGGCACGAUAAGAACAUCUGACCUUGGCAUUGUUUGUAAAUAUGUAUGUACGAAUGUAUGUGUGUAAAUGUAUAUAAUAUUCACAAAAUAAAGUUGAAUAUCAGUGGCACUGAUCACAUCAAAUGUUCUGCUGCAGUCAGUUUGCAAAGAAUGAAUGAAACUUUGCUCACAGUUUAGCAUGCUGUUUAAACAGUCUUAUCCGUUUUUCUUUUUCUUUUCUUUUUUUUUUUUCUUUCAACUAGACCAAUUUUUAUUGUUUGCUCUGGCUUUUUAAGAAAUGUUUUUUUUUAAUCAUCCACACACAGUGCAUGGUUGUUAUUCACCUAAAAGUGUUUGAACAAAGGAGACUGUUUCUUAAUGCAAAUUAAUUAUAUAUAUAUAUAUAUAUAUAUAUAUAAUUAAUUAUAUCAGGUUAAUGCAAGUUGUCACAAAUAGCAGAACACUAAUUCAAUUGGCAAAAGACGUUAAAUGUCUCAUUUGUAGCUGAACAGAAAAAGUACCGUUAUGGCAAUCUAAUUUGUUGAUUUGUUAGACGUACAGUAUGUAGCUUAAUCAUGCCAGUCCAGAACAGCCAAACAGCAAGAGCUAUACUCACUGUCCAUUUUAAUAGGAACACCUGUAAACCUGAUCAUUUAUGUAGUUACACAAUCAUUCAGUGUGGCAGCAGCGCAAUGCAUAAAAUCAUACAGAUACAGAUACAAGAGCUUCAGUUAAAGUUCACAGUAAACAUCAGAAUGGGGAAAAAGUGUGAUCUCUGUGACUAAUUGUGACAUGGUUGUUGGUACAAGAUGGGCUGGUUUGAGGAUUUCAGAAACUGCUGAUCUCCUGGGAUUUUCACACACAACAGUCUCUAGAGUUUACACAGAAAGGUGUGAAAAACAAAAAAACGUCCUGUGAGCAGUGUGUCUGCAGGCUGAAACACCUUGUUGAUGUGAGAGAUGAGAGGAGUAUGACCGACGUAUCUGAACUGACAGGAAGUCUAUAGUAACUCAAAUAAACACUCUUUGUAACCGUGGUGAGCAGAAAAGCAUCUCGGAACACACAGCACAUCAAAACUUGGGCACUUGGUUUUCUGCUAUUGCGCUGAUAUUGGGUUGCACUCUGUCAGCCAAGAACAAGAAUCUGAGGCUAUCAUGGGCACAGACUCGCUGCUAUUUUGUGUAUGCCGAGAUGCUUUUCUGCUCACCAUGGUUGUAACGAGUGAUUGAGUUACUGUAUCCUUUCUGGCAGCUUGAACCAAUCUGGAUUUUUUCCUCUGACCGUUCUUAUCAACAAGGCAUUUCCACCCACAGAACUGUUUUCACCACCAUUCUAUGUAAACUCUAGGGACUGUUGUGUGUGAAAAUCCCAGAUGAUCAGCAGUUUCUGAGAUACUCAAACCAGCCCAUGUGGUGCCUUGCUAUGGUUAAAGAAACACAGAUCACACUUUCUUCAUUCUGAUGUUUGAUGUGAACAUUAACUGAAUCUCUUGACCUGUAUCUGCUUAAUUUUAUGCAUUGCGUUGCUGCUACAUGAUUGGCUGAUUGGAUAACUGCAUGAAUGGGCAGGUGUUCCUAUUAAAGUGGACGGUGAGUGUAUUCAGAGUAACUACAGUCCACAAACUACAGUCUCGUGGUACAGCAUUCGGCCUGUAAAUACCUUUUGCUUUAUUCAUUUUUGUUUUGUUAAUAAUUUUGAACAGAUUGAUUUGAGAACAGUUCAGAAUUACUUUUCCUUAACAGAUAAUUGUUUGAAAUUCUAUUUUGUAAAGAGCACAGAGAGCUACAACAGAGUUUCUGGAAUACAGAGUUACAUAUUUGCACUAACACAAUGUGAUGUGCAUGGUUUUAAUAAAACAACUUUUCUCUCCUCGA